Molecule: messenger RNA, 988 nt
Organism: Cotesia glomerata
Lineage: Eukaryota; Metazoa; Arthropoda; Insecta; Hymenoptera; Braconidae
Gene: Sgt1
Product: protein SGT1 homolog
Exons: 5
Coding region: 188-829 (213 amino acids)
Biological process (GO): protein stabilization
Molecular function (GO): protein-folding chaperone binding
Source: RefSeq, a predicted model, not a curated record
GUUGUGAUUUUUCUAGAACAAAAAAUAAUUGAAUUUCACAAUAAACCUUAUUUUAAGGAUCAGGAUUCAUAGCAGUGACUCGCACAAAUUGACGUUUUAUACAAUAAAUAUUUACAAUUAGAAAUUGUUUUUUGUUUCUUAUUUAUUAGUAAAUUGCUUGACGAACAAUAAAUAUUAAUUUUUUAUAAUGGCGAGUGAAACUCUGAAUAACCAGAUGCCUACGCCAAAAAUAAACCAUGAUUGGUAUCAAACAGAGGCUUUUGUUAUCGUGACGGUCCUCGCUAAAAAUACAAGUAAUGUCAAAACUCAAUUCGGCGAGACGACACUAAGUGUCAGCGCUAAAUUACCUUCUGGAAACGAGUAUAGUUUAGAAUUGGAUUUAGCUCAUGAAAUAGUACCAGAUCAGUGUUCAUACAAAGUGAUCCCCUCAAAAAUAGAGAUAAAAUUGAAGAAACGCGAUGGCCUUAGAUGGAAUUCCUUAGAAGGCAAUCCAGCGACUAAAGAAGCUAUAAAACCUAUACCUCAAGAAAUACUCCAAGCAAAUCAACCGCCAAAAUAUCCAAGCUCAAGCAAAAAAUCAAAAGAUUGGGAUAAAGUUGAGAAAGAAAUAGAGAAACAAGAGGCUGAAGAUAAACCAGAAGGUGAAGCUGCGCUUAAUUCUCUCUUCCAGCAAAUUUAUGGUACUGGAUCUGAUGAAGUUCGCAAGGCCAUGAAUAAGUCAUUUAUUGAAUCCGGUGGAACUGUCCUGAGCACAAACUGGUCCGAAGUAGGCAAAACUACCGUCGAAAAACGCCCACCAGAUGGCCUCGAAUGGAAGUCAUGGGAAUAAAUUACAUAAUUUGAUUUUUAAUCAACAAUCCUUUGCAUUUCGAGAAUAUUUCCUCUUAUCAUUGACUUACAAAUUUCUUGUAUUAUUUUGUACCAUACAUUCAAUGGGAUCUUUUCAACAAAACAAUAGUUUGAUUUGUAAAUAAAUAAUUUAAAUCAA